Messenger RNA from Parasteatoda tepidariorum (common house spider), 2167 nucleotides. Its product is annotated as pre-rRNA-processing protein TSR2 homolog. Lineage: Eukaryota; Metazoa; Arthropoda; Arachnida; Araneae; Theridiidae. The record is from RefSeq and is a predicted model, not a curated record.
UAUAACUAGGAUUCUUAAUAAAUAAACAAAUUUGCGCAUGCUUAAUAAUUCCAAUUUUCAAUAAUGAAAUUUAAUAGUUUUAUUUAUAGAUAUAAAUUUUUAUUUUAUCACAUAUUGUUAAUUUAAUAAAAAUAAAUAAAUAUUUCUCAUAUUUUCUGUGAUAAAAUCCUUGUGAUUGCUAUAUUUUAUCUAAUAAUGGCUGAAGAAAGUGUAUUUUUAUGCUACGUUCGCCACAUUUUCAAAAAUUGGGUUGGAUUUCAAACAGCUAUUGAUGCUGGAAUGGGUGGACCUUAUGCAAAAGAAAAGGAAGUGUGGCUUGGAGUUCAAGUAGAGAACUACUUUAAACAAUAUGAAAAUGUUAAACCUGCGGAAAUAGAAGAAUAUCUUGGUGAAAUGCUGGAAAAUGAAUUUGAUACCUACUUUGAGGAUGGUAGUCUAGCAGAGGUGUCUAGUAAAUUUUGCUGUGCUUAUGGGUUAUCUUUAAGCAAUCCAAAUGAUGAAAUAUUUCGUGAAAUGAGAGAAGUAAAAGUGUCAUCUAGUCGAACAAGAAAAAUUUCUAAAUCUGAAGAGUGUGAAAAAAUGGUCUCGUCAGUUUGUUCUGUCACUAACGAAAUAGAAAAUUUAUCUAUGAAUGAAGAAGAUGAUGGUUGGACUACUGUUUCACAUAAAAGGCAUAAAUAGAUGUUUAUACGUCAAUCUUUCAAUUUAAAAGAUUUAUGUUGAAUUUACAAAUAUUAGGAAAAAAAUAAUAAUAUUGACUAUGCCAUGAUAUUUCUUUUUCUGUUUAUGUUUCAAAAUAAUUAUUCAUAUCAUUUAUUUGUACCCAUAAAUCUUUAUUUAUAUCCACAAAUCAUCUUCUUUUAAACUAAAAUUAUCUAAACAUCUUUCUUUUAAUAUUUUGUUUCAUUUAAGUCAAUGCUACCUUUGUAAAAUAUAAAGGUAAUGUUUUUUAGAAUUGCCAAUAAUAUAUGUUAAGAUGUAUUUUUAAAUUAUGUGGUUGGACUUGAAGUGGGGCGAUCGUUAAAAAAAAUUGUGCAUUGUAAUUCUGUGUUAGGUAGGGUUUUCAAUAAAAAUUAUUUUUACAUUCUAUAUCUACAAUUUUUUUUCUUCGGAAUUUGGGGGUACAUGUGGUAUGUAGGAGUUGUGAAAAAAAAAUUAAUCAAUAAUUGUAUGUUUGGUGCGAUUGUAAAUUUUUCAGCUGCCUAUAGCUGAUUCAAGGUGUUAACGUUCAUUUAGAAACACAGUUCGCACAAUUCUGUGGAUAUUAUUUUCAACAUUAAGUUAGAUGGAGCGUGUAAUGUCUCUCUAACCAAAAAAGUUUCACUACAGUCACAGGAAAUAAGGAAUAUUUCAAAGAAAAGAGCUUUUGCUAUUUACUCUCAGGUUUGAUGCGAAUCUUGUCUGGAAUGUUUACACCCCUUCAUGAAUUAGUUUUAUCUAGAAACAAUAGUCUUCAACGGUGCUCUAGACGACUAACAAGAGGAAUGUUUUUAUUUAUUUAUUGUUAUUUUUAAAUAGAUACUGAUUUACUCUAGUACAUAAGUAACGUUCACCUUUGUAAUAUCAUUCUUGCUCUUGUGCUAAUCAUUAUACUUAGCUUUCAACUCUAUCUAUAACUUAAAAUGUUUUUUUUUUUAAAUUUUUAACUAAUAUUGCUUUAUUUUCCCCCUAUAAAUAUAAUUUUUAUUUUUUUUCCUCUCAAUUCAUUAAUCCAAAUCUAUCUGGCAUAAACUUAUUAAAUAUGUCUGGUGUUCAUGUCUCCCACCUGAAUAGCUUCCAUUUUUGAAAAUUUAUGCAAAUAAUUGUGCUGCAUAAUGUUUUUCUUUCAUAAUAUUAUUGUAAAAAAAAUGAAAUAAUUAGAAAUUUAUGUACAUUUACUUACAAUUUUAAAUGAAAAUAUUUGCAUUAAAUAUGUAUUGAUAUGAAUAAACAUAGAUACAUAUUUUAUAGUUAUUCACAUUUUCAUUUCUUGCAUUCUUAAUUUAGGUGAGCAACAAUCAAUAUUCAUGCCAUUGUAAAAAGCGUAAGCAUAAAGCGUAAUAUUUUUCUUGAGUAUCAUUAUUAUAAAAAAUUUUCUACAUAAUAUCAAUGUAUAGAAAUUCAUGUAAAUUUAUACAGAACUUUAAAUAUGUAAGCCCAAAUUUAAUAAAUAUUGUUUUGGAUUUUA